GUCCGGCCGCCCAGCAUCCACAGUGCCCCGUCCGUACAUAUGUGAUUCACCAUCAGGAGCACCAUGGCAGCCCAGCAGGAAGCUCCGCGCCCACGCAACCAAGGACUCACAGGUUGCGGAGCCGCCCGCUUAGGUCUUACAUCCCAGAACGCCAAAAAGCAGACAAAGGAGAUCCACGGCGCCCAUGGGCACCGUGGCAGCCCAGCAGGAAGCUCCGCGCCCACGCAACCAAGGACUCACAGGUUGCGGAGCCGCCCGCUUAGGACUUACAGCCCAGAACGCCAAAAAGCAGACAAACGAAAUCAGUACACGCGAUUCAUCGCAACGCUGCACGCCUCCCAAUGGGCGCGCGCGUACUCCGGCGUCUCUGGCCUGUUGAAAGGCUGCCGGCUCCUCUUCGUCACAUCCACGUACCGCUGGUAGACCCAGCGGAACGGGUUCUUCGUAUUGUCCUUGCGACAAUACGUCCCAUUCUUCUUGAAUGGAUGUGGGAGUUGAAUCCCGCAGAAGCUUGCCAUCUUGUUAUUGUUGUUGUUGUUGUUGUUGGUGUUGGUGGUGUUGUUAAUGUUGCUGUUGCUGUUGUUGCUGCUUUGGUGAAGAUGGCAAGAUCUGUGUAGGAAGGAGAAAAGAGAAAUGGGAGCGCGGGAAUUGGGAGG
Baudoinia panamericana UAMH 10762 is the source of this 656-nucleotide messenger RNA. RefSeq lists its product as uncharacterized. The transcript has 2 exons. The record is from RefSeq and is a predicted model, not a curated record. Bases 64 to 423 code for a protein of 119 amino acids. NCBI's taxonomy places the organism in Eukaryota, Fungi, Ascomycota, Dothideomycetes, Mycosphaerellales, Teratosphaeriaceae.